Gossypium raimondii (Peruvian cotton) is the source of this 1838-nucleotide messenger RNA. Its product is annotated as pentatricopeptide repeat-containing protein At5g40410, mitochondrial. Gene Ontology annotation, molecular function: RNA binding; protein binding; zinc ion binding. Lineage: Eukaryota; Viridiplantae; Streptophyta; Magnoliopsida; Malvales; Malvaceae. Gene Ontology annotation, biological process: RNA modification. The record is from RefSeq and is a predicted model, not a curated record.
UGGCUUUACAGUGAAAUUGGGCUAAAUGAAGUGAAUAUCUUGAAUGCACUUUUACGUGAAGCUUGUUCGUUAUUUGAAGCAACUCCAUUUCUGAAUUUGGUGUCGGGGAAUUCAAUGAUAGCAAUUUACGCUCAAAAUGGGCUUGCCGAGGAAAUUAUGGGAAUUUUCAUAAUGAUGAGAAGGGCUGGAAUUGUGUUUGAUCAAGCUACCAUGUUGACUGUUCUUCAGGCUUGUGGAAACAUGGGCGUGAGAAAUAUAGUUGGGAGUAUUCAUGGUUUUGUUUCAAGGUUUGGUUUAAUUGCUAAUGUGACCAUUGCAACUGCACUUUUAAACUUGUAUGUGAAGUUAGGGUGUUUAGCUGCUUCAAGUAAAGUUUUUGGAGAGAUUAUCUAUUUAGAUAAAGUGGCAUGGACUGCCAUUGCGCAUGGCUAUGGAAAAGAUGCAAUAAAGCUCUUUAAAGUUAUGGUGAGAAGUGCACAGCCUGAUCAUGUUACCUUCACUCGCUUGUUAAGUGCUUGUAGUCAUUCAGGACUUGUCAACGAGGGGAAGCAUUACUUCAAGAUUAUGUGUGAAGUUUACGGGGUAGAGCAAAAGUUAGAUCAUUAUUCUUGCAUGGCUGACCUUCUUGGCAACUCGGGACUUCUCACUGAUGGAUAUGAUGUGAUUAAGUGCAUGCCGAGAGAGCCAAAUUCUGGUGUAUGGGGUGCUCCUCUUGGUGCUUGCAGAAUGUAUGGUAAUACUGAACUUGCAAAGGAAGUUGCAGAAAGAUUAUUUUCUCUAGAUACAUCAUAUGCCAGAAACUACAUCAUGAUGUCGAAUAUAUAUUGUGCAGCUGGAAUGUGGAGAGAUGCCUCAAAAGUGAGGACAUCAAUGAAAGAGAUGGGUCUCAACAGAACAGCUGGAUGUAGUUUCAUUGAGCAUGGAAAUAAAUUCCAUCGCUUUGUUGUGGGUGAUAAAUCUCACCCUGAGGCAGAUGGGAUAUAUAAGAAGUUGAAAGAAUUAAUUGGAAAGAUAAGGAAAGCCGAUUUCAUGUCUGAAACAGAGUUUGUUUUACAUGAUGUUGAUGAGGAGCUUAAAGAGAACAUGAUAAAACAUAGUGAAAAGUUAGCUAUGGCAUUUGGGCUUUGCUUCACUGCCACUGAUUAUAACAAAAACCUUAGAAUAUGCGGUGAUUGUCAUAGUAUGGUAAAGGCUGUAGCACUGAUUGAGAAGUGUACCAUCAUAAUUCAAGAUUCAAAGCGGUUUCAUCACUUUCAUGGAUUAUGUUCUUGUAGAGAUUACUGGUGUAACAUUGGAAACAGAGGAGUCAUGUGUAAAGAAUUCUUUGAUUGAUAGGCUGAUUUGUAACUUCAUAUAAACUACUAGUUGCAAUUGUAGUUGUUGCAUUGAAGACAGAACUAUAAUAACUCCACUUUCGGUGUUUAUGAAGAGUAUAACGAGGAGCGCAUGUACAGCUCCAAGCUCCACUGUACUAAAUACACAGAGACAGCAUGCGUUCGUAGAUUUUGCUUGAUGAGAAAAGCAGACAAGUUGGAACAUUCUUCUCUUCCCUUCGGGUCUCCCUUGCCAAUAAAAUGAGCAUUGAUAUGAACAUAUCAGAGACCAAGUGGAAUUCCUUGUCUUUCCUGCCAUGAAAGUAAGACAUUAUGCCAUCACCCCCAAUGAACCGUGGCUCGUGGUAGGCAGCUUUUCUGGCACCCACUUUUGAAGGUAUUGUUCUGAAACAUAGAAUUCCAAAGAGAAUUCAUGCAAGUUUGAAUUUCAUUGUUCUUGUUGCUGCAGCUAGAAAUGAUUGAAAUUAUAUAACGUGAUAGAACUUUGAUGCAUGGAUUGAUUUU